CCUGCAGUGUGCCUUUUUUUUCUUCUGCAAAACCUCUUGCCUACUGAUCUUAAUUCUUGACACAUAGCUUCACGUACAGAAACACAAUUACUUUACUUUUGCCACUCAAUUCAAGGCCUACUGCAAGAAAACGACAUGGAUACCCCCCAAGCUCUGUGGCGUGUACGCCUAGGCUCUGCGUUCCGGACUGUGCUAGCCUGCACAAUAGUGGGUUGCACCACCCUCUACGGGCCAGAACCUGUCCGGCAUUUCUUAACAUAUCCCGCCUUUUCCUACGUGACAACUAUCUUAAUUGUCUCUGAUGCUACACUUGGUGAUGCCCUGAGGGGUUGCUGGCAUGUUUUAUAUGCAAGCAUUCAAGCACUGCUCCCUUCUAUGCUCAGCCUCUGGUUGAUCGGACCAGCCAGGUUCAGCCGUGGACUAGCUGCUAUGGCUGUUGGACUUAGUUCUUUCGCCAUUGCGUUGCCUGAUUCCACACAUUUGAUGGCUAAGAGGAUUGCCUUUGGGCAGACUGUGAUUGUUUAUGUAGGUGCAAUCAUUCAAGGAGCAGAAACUGGAGUCUUAAUGCACCCAAUUCAUGUGGCGUCGAGCACAGCUCUUGGCGCCUUGGCUUCUGUUCUAGCAAUGUUGUUUCCAUACCCUCACCUAGCCUGCCUCGAGGCAAGUUCUGCUUUCCGGACUGUGCUAGCCUGCACCAUAGUGGGUUGCACCACUCCCCACGGGCCAGAACCUGUCCGGCGUUUCUUAACAUAUCCCGCCUUUUCCUACGUGACAACUAUCUUAAUUGUCUCGGAUGCUACACUUGGUGAUGCCCUGAGAGGUUGCUGGCAUGUUUUAUAUGCCACCAUUCAAGUCCUGCUCCCUUCUAUGCUCAGCCUCUGGUUGAUUGGGCCAGCCAGGUUCAGCCGUGGACUAGCUGCUAUGGCUGUUACACUUAGUUCUUUCGCCAUUGCGUUGCCUGAUUCGACACAUUUGAUGGCGAAGAGGAUUGCCUUUGGGCAGACUGUGAUUGUUUAUGUAGGUGCAGUCAUUCAAGGAGUAGAAACUGGAGAGUCAUCUAUGGGGAGUGAAUGCCCCUGGAUAAUACUUGAUGUUGCCUUUGAAUAUUCAAUCUCCACUGGCCAGUCGACCAUACUCCAAAUUAAGCCUCUCGAUACCUGUGAUGUAGCCAACAUGGGCCUUUCAGAACUGGGAUUUGGGUUUACGGGGUUACAGCAAGUCUUUUGGUUCAAUCAGGUCGUGGCCAAGCUAUUUGCUAAUAUUAUGCCUGUACAGGUCAGAAAGACAUGCAGAUCUUAUGCAGAAAAUGCUUCAAACAGGCUAAAUCUCUUAGUGGAAGCUUUCUUUGCACGAGACAACGUCGCAGCACUUGAUUUAAUCACAGAAGCAAGGUUAUUUUCUAAAACAGGAGCCAAGCUUCUUCGAAAUAUCAAAGGCAAACAAGAAGGCAUGCUUUGGGAGAAACCUCUGUUCAGAUUCUUCAAACCUCAGCCCUCGGACCCUGGAGAGAAAUUACAAGAGAUGGAAAUGCCAAUUCGAGGGAUGGAACUGGCCUUAUCCACUUGCACCUCCUUCCCCGUCAGAAUGUUGGAUGAAGAGCUCCAAGGUGUUCUACAAAUUUCAAAGAAAAAGAUAGUUCUAAAACUUGAACAAGCCAAGUGUUCCGUGCCUUUCGAUGCAGCAACAGCUCCGAAGACGAAAGGAGAAUACACGGACAGGUCCUCCUGGACCCAGAAAGCCAUUUCAACAUCCCACGAAGAUCUGUCACCCUUCUUCUUCUUGUACUGUAUGGAACUUCUUCAGGAUGGUCCUGAGUGCAUUGUAGAGAAUGAGGAAGGUAAAAGUAAAAUACAAGAAUCAAGUCAGCCAAAGAAGCAAGGAAAAAAUAGAGUGGAACUGAUCUGGUGCAGCCUGCUGAGUUUCAGCAGGCGGCUAAACAGUGAAAGAUUGGUUUUUGCAAUCAAGUGCUCACUUUCUCUAGGUCUUGCUGUGCUGUUUGGUUUGAUAUAUAACAAAGAGAACGGAUACUGGUCAGGACUAACCAUUGCAAUAAGUUUUGUAACAGGGCGACAAGCAACAUUUACAAUGGCUAAUGCCCGGGCACAGGGGACGGCAAUGGGAUCAGUAUAUGGAAUUCUAUGUUGCUUUAUUUUCCAAAAGCUCACGGAUUUAAGGUUCUUCCUUCUACUUCCUUGGAUCAUUUUCACCAGUUUUCUGAGGCAUAGUCGCAUGUACGGCCAAGCUGGUGGGAUUUCAGCGGUUAUAGGGGCAUUACUGAUCUUGGGAAGGAAAACUUAUGGCACUCCAAGCGAAUUCGCAAUUGCUAGAAUCACAGAGGCUACCAUUGGACUAAUCUGUUUCAUUACAGUGGAAAUUCUCUUGCAUCCAGCGAGAUCUGCUGCCCUAGCAAAAACAGAACUUUCAAGGACCAUAGGAGCACUUCAGGAUUGCUUUGAGGUAAUAGGUCUUUAUAACAGACAAAAGGAAAUUUCGAGGGAACCAAGAGAAAAGCUGAAGAAGCUGAACUAUCAUGUCAGUAAAUUGGAGAAUUUCAUCGCAGAGGCUGAGUUGGAGCCCAAUUUCUGGUUCCUGCCUUUUCACUGCAGUUGCUACAAUAAGCUUCUAAGGUCUCUAUCCAAAAUGGCAGAUUUAUUACCCUUUGCGAUCCAUCAAAUUGAAUUUCUCUCACAAGCAUCCCAGAGGUUGGGAAUUCAUUGGGAGGAGAUCCAAGAACAGAUUAACUAUGAUCUAGAACAUCUCAGGGACAAAAUUGGCUCUUUAGUGAAAUGCCUGGAUGAAGUGUUACUAAUCAAAUCCCUAGCAGAGCAUGAAAAUGAGUUGCAAAUGGAAAAUGCAUCCCAUGACCUUGGGUUGGGCAAAUCCGCAAAUGGCGACUUCUCUAUCCAUUUGAGGCCUGAAAGAAACAGCAUCGCCAAGAUUGUAUCGCCUUCUCUUCAACAUAUGAUGGAAGUUGCCAAUGAGAUUGAGGGUAAUGAAGUUGAAGAAAAGCUUAAGAGCCAACUGCUCGUCUGCCUGUGCAGCCUAGGGUUCUGCGUUAAUAAUAUGACGAGGGAAGCAAUAGAAACAGAGGGAACAAUUGGGGAACUACUGAAAUGGGUGUAUCCAGCAAGGCAUGUAAAUUUGCAUGAACUGUUACCUAAGCUCAAAUAACUAGGGGGUGGCUUUGCAGCAACCUAGCUACCCACAAUCUCAUGUACAAAAAAAGGCACUUGAUCCUCAAUUUAUAUCACCAUAAUGCAAAAGCAUUUUUUUUCUUUGUUUUUCCUCUGUAACUGGAUAAGAGAGAGAGGCUUCUCACAAUCUAUUAUGUAUACUUAUCAUGCAGGAAUCAGUGCAAUUUACCGAAUUCUUCAGGAAUUAUCUGUUUCCUUAAGGCUGUAUUUGAAACAGCAUGGACCAAAUGAUCAACAACCACCCUCCAUUACAAUGCCACCACCACUUUCAGCUCCAAGACGUUAGCUGCAUUUCCA
Messenger RNA from Theobroma umbraticum, 3491 nucleotides. The record is from RefSeq and is a predicted model, not a curated record. Lineage: Eukaryota; Viridiplantae; Streptophyta; Magnoliopsida; Malvales; Malvaceae.